AUGUUUACCUUUUUUUGCCUUUUUUAAUAUUCUUGUCUUUUUUUACAAGUCCUUUUUUUUUGUAUUCUGGAUUUUGAGUUGAAUAUAUGCAAGCCGUCAUCUCCAUUUGAAAGUUGACAUAAUAAUUCUCAUUUUAUAAUAAAUAUAAUUGAGAUGCCUCGAAUAUGUCGUCUUUCAUUCCCUUUUCAUACUAUACAAUUUUAAAAUGCCCAAGACUUCAAUCACUAACGAGAAAAAAAAAAGAGGAACUUAUCAAGACAUACCAGAAAGCAUCAGAAAGUUGAUUAUUCAGCAAGUCGUUGAAGAGGCAAACAUUUCUCAAGCAGAAGCCUGUAGAAGAUACGGCCUGGCCUCUUCGACUUUAAGCAGUAUGUUAGAUAGAUAUUAUCUUGAAGGACGUAUCGAGCUCAAACCAAGAGGAGGUAGAAGAGAAGAGGUCAUCAAGCUUGAUGACCAACACUGCGAUUAUAUCAAGGAGCUUCUUGAUGAUGAUUGCACUCAGACUCUGGAUAUGAUGGCAGAAAGGCUAGUAGCCAAAUUCCCUGACUUGAAAGAGAGGGGAAUUACGACAGCGGCGUAUGGAGAUGCCUUACCGAACGUAUUGGCUUUUCCCUGAAAAGAACAAAAGCUGUAGAGGAGAGAAGAAACACUGCUGCUACUAUUCAGCAAAGAUACGAGUAUGUAGUUGAGAGAAUGCCUG
Molecule: messenger RNA, 700 nt
Organism: Gilbertella persicaria
Lineage: Eukaryota; Fungi; Mucoromycota; Mucoromycetes; Mucorales; Choanephoraceae
Exons: 1
Coding region: 206-616 (136 amino acids)
Source: RefSeq, a predicted model, not a curated record